This is a messenger RNA of Gallus gallus (chicken), 2163 nucleotides long. RefSeq names its product PR/SET domain 12 (gene PRDM12). Gene Ontology annotation, molecular function: histone methyltransferase binding. The transcript has 5 exons. NCBI's taxonomy places the organism in Eukaryota, Metazoa, Chordata, Aves, Galliformes, Phasianidae. Gene Ontology annotation, cellular component: nucleus. The record is from RefSeq and is a predicted model, not a curated record. Gene Ontology annotation, biological process: neurogenesis. The coding region runs from base 29 to 1084 and encodes 351 amino acids.
ACGGAGCCCGGCCGCCCGCCUCGCCCCCAUGAUGGGCUCCGUGCUGCCCGCCGAAGCCCUGGUGCUGAAGCCCGGGCUGAAGCCGCAGGGGCUCUCCCUGGCCGAGGUGAUCACGUCCGACAUCCUGCACAGCUUCCUCUACGGCCGCUGGAGGAACGUGCUGGGCGAGCAGCUCUUCGAGGAGAAGAGCAGCCCCAAGACCGCCUUCACGGCCGAAGUGCUGGCGCAGUCCUUCUCCGGAGAGGUGCAGAAGCUCUCCAGCCUGGUGCUGCCGUCGGAAGUGAUCAUCGCGCAGAGCUCCAUCCCCGGGGAAGGGCUCGGCAUCUUCUCCAAGACGUGGAUCAAGGCCGGCACGGAGAUGGGGCCGUUCACGGGCAGGGUGAUCUCGCCGGAGCACGUGGACCUGUGCAAGAACAACAACCUGAUGUGGGAGGUCUUCAACGAGGACGGCACGGUGCGGUACUUCAUCGAUGCCAGCCAGGAGGACCACCGCAGCUGGAUGACCUACAUCAAAUGUGCCCGCAAUGAGCAGGAGCAGAACCUGGAGGUGGUGCAGAUCGGGAACAGCAUCUUCUACAAAGCCAUUGAGAUGAUCCCUCCGGAUCAAGAGCUGCUGGUCUGGUACGGGAACUCACACAACACCUUCCUGGGCAUCCCAGGUGUCCCGGGGCUGGAAGAGGAGCAGAAGAAGAACAAACAUGAGGACUUCCACGCAGUGGAGACGGGGGCCAGCACCACGGGGCGCAUGCGCUGCGUCAUCUGCCACCGCGGCUUCAACUCCCGCAGCAACCUGCGCUCCCACAUGCGCAUCCACACCCUGGACAAGCCCUUCGUGUGCCGCUUCUGCAACCGCCGCUUCAGCCAGUCCUCCACCCUCCGCAACCACGUCCGCUUGCACACCGGCGAGCGGCCCUACAAGUGCCAGGUUUGCCAAAGUGCCUACUCCCAGCUUGCCGGGCUGCGGGCGCACCAGAAAAGUGCCCGUCAUCGGCCCCCCAACGCCUCUCUGCAGGCUCACUCGCCCGCCCUGCCCGUGCCCCAUCCUGCCUCCCUGGCCCAUCACAUCCCCACCAUGGUGCUGUGAGCCCUGGGGUGGCAGCAGCACGCUUCUGGAUGGCCGCUGCCCGCGGGCAAAGACUGGCGCUGAGACGUGUGAGGAACUGGGAGCCCGGGGCAGAGGCAGGGCUGCUCUGCGUGCUGAGUCUGCCUUGGGAGUAUCACCGUUUCCGUGGGGUUUGGUGGGAUGGAGCGUGGGGGGGCACGGCGGGAUGUCCCAUGUGGAUUUGCUGAUGCGUUCGGCGCUGGGGCUGCACCUGGAUGAGUCACGGUUGGGUUUUGCAGAUAAUUUGAUAGGAGGAAGAAUUGCUCUUGUUCCUUCUCCUCUGUGCCUGUGAGCGCCCAGCAGGGAGACGUGGCACAGCCCGGCUGGGGCCAUCAGCUUUGUCUAUGGCGGCUCCCUGAUUCCCCUCCCAGUCUGCAUUCCCGUCCCUGUAGCCCCAGCUGUGCCCUGCCGUUUGUCUGCAGGUGCCACGAUGGAGGGGGUGAGCUGAGUGCCACCGAGGGGUGGAACACCUCCCCUGUGUGGGAGGCUGAGGGAGGCUGUGGGACACCCGACGUCAGGCCGGACGGGGCUCUGAGCGCUGCUGGAGCUGUGGGUGUCCCCGUUCACUGCAGGGAGUUGGACCAGGCGGCCUUUAGGGGUCCCUUUCGACUCAAACGGUGCAGUGACAGCCGGGCAGCUUAUGGGGCACCCCGCGCUGCUCAGCACCGCUCUCUGAGGGAGCGCGGCUCUGAGGGAGCGCCCGGCGGCGGCUUCUGCUGCCCUCUGCGGACCGAACCGCCGCCCGGGGCAGCACGAGGCGCCCCCUGGAGUCCCGCCCAGCUCUGUACCAUAGCGCUUGGAAGGUGUUCUGCUAUUCGUUAUACGGUGUGUAAAGUUCUCACAAACUGUGUUUUAUUCCAGGAAAAAAAAAAAAAAGAAAAAAAAAAGAAAAGAAAAAAAAAAAACCCGUCACUUUAACUUUGUAAAUAUUUAUGUAAAACAUUAUUUACAAAACUUUGAUAUUAUAUAUUAUUGGAUUGUAUAUGCACACGGUGUAAAUACAUUUGUACCUCGCUCUUGUACUCGAAAUAAAACCGGCUCGGGACGUUUCGCGUUUAACG